AUGGCAUAUGGUGGAGGAUUGGAUGCUUGCCUUGCUUCAGGAAUCAAUCAACUAGAUGAAGGUGGAAAAGACAGAGAUCCCUUUAGGAAACAAAAAUUGAUGGGGAGAGACCAACAUGAAGCAGGGUUGUCAAUCCUAACCAAGCAUGAUCACAUCCUGGCUGCGUAA
Molecule: messenger RNA, 168 nt
Organism: Dovyalis caffra
Lineage: Eukaryota; Viridiplantae; Streptophyta; Magnoliopsida; Malpighiales; Salicaceae
Source: the annotation of a GenBank genome assembly